Gopherus flavomarginatus (Mexican gopher tortoise) is the source of this 4637-nucleotide messenger RNA. RefSeq names its product protein kinase cGMP-dependent 1 (gene PRKG1). The record is from RefSeq and is a predicted model, not a curated record. Gene Ontology annotation, biological process: protein phosphorylation. The transcript is spliced from 18 exons. The coding region runs from base 384 to 2399 and encodes 671 amino acids. Gene Ontology annotation, molecular function: ATP binding; cGMP-dependent protein kinase activity. NCBI's taxonomy places the organism in Eukaryota, Metazoa, Chordata, Testudines, Testudinidae.
UGUCUGAUGGAGGGAGAGCUGCCGUUCUGAUCAAACGCAGUUUAGGAGCUCAAUGUACUGUGUGUGCUGUUCCCCCCACCUCUCCUAGAGUGAAUCUGGCGGAUAUCAAGGGAGGAAGGACAGCUCUAAUUGGUUUCUCAAUGAAAGAUAAUCACCUAUUCCCAGCAGAGGGUUCGGAUUAGCACUCAGCAUCUUCUCUCCACUGAUUUCAGAUUUCUCUGCCUCCGUUUACAGCCCAUUCAGCAGUAAGUGGAUCGAAGAAAGCUGUUCACCACCCAUUAGUGGCAGCAGAUCUCCUGCUCACUUAUUUAGAAGCUUCAUUCACUCAGCGCUCGCCUUCCCUGCUGCUGCUGCGGGCUAACAAAGUUAGCAAAGGUUGGAAAAUGAGCGAGCUGGAAGGGGACUUUGCCAAGAUUUUGCAGCUGAAGGAAGAGAGAAUUAAAGAGUUGGAGAAGCGAUUGUCAGAGAAGGAAGAGGAGAUCCAGGAACUGAAAAGAAAACUGCACAAAUGCCAGUCAGUGCUGCCAGUACCUACCACCCAUAUCGGACCCCGCACCACCCGGGCACAGGGCAUCUCCGCGGAACCCCAGACCUACAGGUCUUUCCACGACCUCAGACAGGCAUUCAGGAAAUUCACCAAAUCGGAAAGGUCCAAGGAUCUAAUAAAGGAGGCAAUCCUUGACAAUGACUUCAUGAAGAAUCUAGAACUAUCUCAGAUCCAGGAGAUUGUGGAUUGUAUGUAUCCAGUGGAAUAUGGGAAAGACAGUUGCAUCAUCAAAGAAGGAGAUGUGGGUUCACUGGUGUAUGUCAUGGAAGAUGGAAAGGUUGAAGUGACAAAAGAAGGUGUGAAACUGUGUACCAUGGGACCUGGCAAAGUAUUUGGGGAGCUAGCCAUCCUUUACAAUUGUACCCGGACAGCAACCGUCAAAACUCUCGUAAAUGUGAAACUUUGGGCUAUUGAUCGGCAAUGUUUUCAAACAAUAAUGAUGAGGACAGGCCUCAUCAAGCAUACUGAGUAUAUGGAAUUUUUAAAAAGUGUUCCAACAUUCCAGAGUCUUCCUGAAGAGAUCCUAAGUAAGCUUGCUGAUGUCCUAGAAGAGACACACUAUGAAAAUGGAGAGUACAUUAUCAGGCAAGGGGCUCGAGGGGACACUUUCUUUAUAAUCAGCAAAGGAAAGGUAAAUGUUACUCGUGAAGAUUCACCCAGUGAAGAGCCAAUCUUUCUCCGCACUUUAGGGAAAGGAGAUUGGUUUGGAGAAAAAGCACUUCAGGGGGAGGAUGUCAGAACAGCCAAUGUCAUUGCUGCUGAAGCAGUAACUUGUCUUGUCAUAGACCGAGACUCUUUCAAACAUUUGAUUGGAGGUCUGGAUGAUGUUUCCAACAAGGCCUAUGAAGAUGCAGAAGCAAAAGCAAAAUAUGAAGCUGAAGCUGCCUUCUUCGCCAACCUGAAACUGUCUGAUUUCAACAUCAUUGACACUCUUGGAGUUGGAGGUUUUGGACGAGUUGAACUGGUCCAGUUGAAAAGUGAAGAAUCCAAAACAUUUGCAAUGAAGAUACUGAAGAAACGUCACAUAGUGGACACAAGACAGCAGGAGCACAUACGCUCAGAGAAGCAGAUAAUGCAGGGGGCUCACUCAGACUUCAUUGUGAGGCUAUACAGAACAUUCAAGGACAGCAAAUAUUUAUACAUGUUGAUGGAAGCCUGUCUAGGUGGAGAGCUUUGGACAAUUCUCAGGGACAGAGGUUCAUUUGAAGAUUCUACGACCAGAUUUUAUACAGCAUGCGUGGUAGAAGCUUUUGCCUAUCUGCAUUCCAAAGGAAUAAUUUAUAGGGACCUCAAGCCAGAAAACCUCAUUCUAGAUCACCGAGGUUAUGCCAAACUGGUCGAUUUUGGCUUUGCAAAGAAAAUAGGAUUUGGAAAAAAAACAUGGACUUUUUGUGGAACUCCAGAGUAUGUAGCCCCAGAGAUCAUCCUGAACAAAGGUCAUGACAUUUCAGCAGACUACUGGUCACUGGGAAUCUUAAUGUAUGAACUCUUGACUGGCAGUCCACCUUUCUCAGGCCCAGAUCCCAUGAAGACCUAUAACAUCAUAUUAAGGGGGAUUGACAUGAUUGAAUUUCCAAAGAAGAUUGCCAAAAAUGCUGCUAAUUUAAUUAAAAAACUAUGCAGGGACAAUCCAUCAGAAAGAUUAGGGAACUUGAAAAAUGGAGUAAAAGAUAUCCAAAAGCACAAAUGGUUUGAGGGCUUUAACUGGGAAGGGUUAAGAAAAGGUACAUUGACACCUCCUAUAGUACCAAGUGUUGCAUCUCCGACGGACACAAGCAAUUUUGACAGUUUCCCUGAGGACAAUGAUGAACCGCCACCUGAUGACAACUCAGGAUGGGAUAUAGACUUUUAAUGUAUUUCUCUUACCUGCUUCUGCCUUGCUGAAGACAGCUUCCUGAGACAUGGCUGCCAGCAAAAAUGAAGGAAUUGGGGAGGAUUAGUGCUCGGGGUCACCAUGAUGCCUUGAAUGAUGCUGCUACAGUAACUACAGUGGCAUUAGGACUUAUUGUUUAGAUGACAAUAGUGCUCUUCACAUGUUUUAUGUUUGAACUUAUAAUAGCAGUUGACAUGGUGGUCCUGAAGCAAGCCUUUUCACCAGUAAAGAAAUAUGUUUUCUAUCACUGCAAUUAUCUUGCUAUGCUCUAAUUAUAAUUUGAAAGAUAAUAGUGUAAGAUACACUUAAAGCCAGUAUUUUACAGCUAGAAUUAUCAGUAGGAUCAAAUAGUAACUUAUUACGUACUAUAGUUAUCUAUGGUACAGAAUGUGGGGUACUCCCACACUUCAAAGUGAGUUUGUAGGGUCUUUUAUUGCAGGCCAGUGUGAAUACAAAAGGAGGACCACAAAACUAUAGGUCAAUGAGUUCAUGUCAAAGCAGUGCUAAAAGUUGUCCUUUUUUCAAGCAGUAUUCAUGACAAGACUGAAUGUUACCUUUCCUUUUUCUUUCUGACAGAUUUUUUAAAAUGAUACAACAAAAGCACAACUGCUACAGAUUCUGUUGAGAACUGUGGCAGGUAUGGGUCGGUUUUCACAUCAACUCAGAACAUAAUGUAACUAACAUCUUUUUUUCUUUUGGUACAAUAAAUAUUUGCAUGGAAAAAAUCAUAAUUAUUCAUUCUACAUAUUAAAAAACUGUGCUUAAAUAACGGUCCUAGAAAUAGAAUGCCAACAACCAACUGGUCUUAUUAAUUAGUAGAAAUAAAGACGGAUCUUAAAAUAACCCGUAGCUUUUAGAACCCCAGGAGGAAAAUCUCAGACCCAUAACAUACUGUAUAGGUGCUAUGUACGUCUUUCAUCUGUGAAUAUAAAUGUUCAGCAGUCAAUAAGCAUUUCAGAGAUAUGUAGCAAGAGACAUCAUCUUUAGUGAUGCUCUAAAAACAGAGAAUCCUUUAAGUCUCCACAUUUGCAUCCUCUCUGCUUUUACUCCACAGUAUUUGGGAGCCAUCACAGUGUUCUUACUUUUCCUGCUUCUUUAAAAAUAUAUCAAUACCGAGGCAGUUUGCAGAUGACCUGGCUUUAUUUUUUUAAUCGGUAUAUUUCAAAAUGUAACUAAACCAAUGUUUUCGGUUACAACACAGUAUUAUAACAAUGAAUCCUAAUACUCUGCCUGGAAUAAUGGAUGGGAUUCUGAUGGCAUACCACAUAAAUGGACAACUAAUGUGAGAGCAACACAGGUCUACUAUAUUUGUGUGAGAUCUGCUGGCACAUAUAUUUGCAGUACACAGACACUUCAGUGAUUAUCCUGAGGUGCUGCAAUGGCUACACCACAAACUGCUAUAAAAAAGAGAGGUGAAAAGGAUACUAUAGGCCUGAAUUCUUUUCUCACUUCAACUACUUUUACAUCACUGUAACUCCAGGACAUCAAUGGAGUCACUCCUGAUUUACAAUGAUGUGAGGAAAAAAAUCAAACCUCAUUUGCCAACUAAUCAGAGAUGUGUUAGACUGAAUGUAAGUUUAUCCCCUCACACUUAUAAGAGGUAUUAGUUUUCAGAACUUGCAAUAGAUUUUACCAGGGCCUCAUUACAUUAAUUGGAGCAGCAUAUGAUGCCACAUCUGAUUAUACCAUGUUAUGUAGAGCCAAAAUAUGUGACUUAAUUUGUUGUGGUCCAUCACAUUAUGUAUAUAUUGAAGCCAUUAAAAGAUCAACAUUUCCCACAUUUGGUACCAUACAGUUAUCAUGGAUAUCUCCUGUUCUAAAUUUACGGGAAGACUAUGGUAAUCUCAAACAUUGUGCGGUAACAGUGUCAGAAGAUGUUACUUUUUUGUGGUGACCACUGUACGCAUCCUAAUAUAUUAGCAUAUUAAUGGCAUACAUGAUUUUUCAAAGCAUGGGAAUCUAGGAUCUGAUCUUAGCCCCUUGAAAUCAAUAGGAGUUUCACUACUGACGUCAACAGGAGCAGGCCCCUAGUUAAGAUUUUGUGGCAUUUUUGUCUUUACCCUUAAAUACAGGAGAAGCAAAUAGUAGGGGAUUUAUCAAUAAUAGAAUGCCUACCGUGAAUACAUUUUAGCAGCUUUUUAUAUUCAUAAGGACAUACAUUGGUUUAACAGAGCAUUUUAAAGAUAACAUUGUCAAAUAAAUAGAAUAAUAAAUAUA